Molecule: messenger RNA, 1754 nt
Organism: Amyelois transitella
Lineage: Eukaryota; Metazoa; Arthropoda; Insecta; Lepidoptera; Pyralidae
Product: tether containing UBX domain for GLUT4
Exons: 9
Coding region: 113-1654 (513 amino acids)
Source: RefSeq, a predicted model, not a curated record
CGACAGGACAACACUAGGAGUAGAUAAGUACGAGUUCCGACAAUGAUUUUGCUAUUUCAUUUCUUCACUAUUAUUUUUGAGUAAAUUAUUCACAAGAAAUUCGCGUAAAACAAUGUCCAGAGAUCUUAUAGUUCUUGCUCCAAAUGGUAGGAGGCAGAAAGUGCAUUGUACACCCGAUACCAGUAUUUUACAGAUUUUGGAAGAUGUUUGUAUCAAACAAGGUUAUCAACCAACAGAUUAUGAUUUGAAACAUCACAACCAUGUUCUUGACUUGACAACUACAAUACGAUUUUCUAAUCUUCCUAAUAAAGCAACUCUUGAAAUGGUUGAGGCAGACAGGAGAAGAGAGGAAUCAAAUGUGACAAUUUGUUUAUUAUUAGCAGAUGGAGAAAGAAGAACUGCUGACUACUGUCCGAAUAUUUCACUCCAUGAUUUAUUGACAUCACUAGCUCCAAAUGAAUACACAUCUUUUAAUAAUCCAACAAUACUCUAUAUGCGACAGGAAGUAACUGGUGAACCUGCCCUCCGUCAAAAAACUCUGAGACAUUUGGGACUUAUCAGUGGGAGAGCUAUACUGAGAUUGUUAAAUAAAGAUGAAGAAGCAAGACAAGCAAAUGUAUCUGCAAUUUACCGGUGUCCACUUCCUGCACAAGUCAAUACACAAUGCUCAAAUAUUAAUAAGGAUGAAAGUCAAAAGAACAUUUGUCCAACACAACUUCCAAGUACAAGUACUGCAGAAAGCUGUGUACCAGGGCCAUCUGAAGUAAAAAAGAGCUUCGAGCACAAAAUAUUUGAUCCUAUAAAGCAUAUAAAAAAUGUAAAGAAAUCUGUACCUAAUCCAAACGAAGGCAAGCAAGGUCAUCAGAAUGAAAACAAUUUAAACAAUGAAUCACCAAUGGAAAUAGAAGAAAGUCAGAUAUUACCAAGUAAUGUUUCAAACACACCAUCACAAUCUUCACUUAGUACACAAGAAAAUCUUGAAAGGCGUUUACGAAUUGAGGAGGAAGUAACAUUUUUGGGUGCCCAGAAAGCCAUAGCUUUUGUGCAACCAGAUGUAACAGAAGAAGAAUUUGGUGAUCUUCCUGAUGAUUUUUAUGACCUUACUAUUGAAGAAGUGCGAAAACUUUAUCAUGAAUUACAAAAAAAUAGAAUGGAAUUAGAAAAUACUCCACUUAUACCAGCCAGUAAAAAAGAGGAAAUGGAUAAGCAGUCAACACAACAACAGCUGAAUAACUACAAAAAUGCGGUAGUCAGAGUGCAAUUUCCAGACCGUAUCAUACUGCAGGGAGUUUUUUCACCAAAUGAUAAAAUAGCUGAUGUAAUAACAUUUAUAAAAAGUCAUUUGGAAUAUCCAGAGAAACCAUUUCACAUUUUUACAACCCCUUUAAAAGAGACUAUGGACCCUGAUAUGACUCUUUUCGAUGCCAAAUGUGUUCCUUGUGUUCACAUGCACUUUAAAUGGGCAGAGGAUGAUGGUAAGCCUUACCUCAGAGAAGAAAUAUAUGCCAAGCAGACAUCAAGUUCCGCUGCUAGUUUACUCGCAUCAAAAUACAGGGCACCGAGUAGAAAUGUAGGAGAAAGUUCAGGUAACUGUAAGAAAAAAACAAGUGCAGCGUCAUCAUCAAAAAAUAAAGUACCGAAAUGGUUUAAAUGAUACUAAACAUGGGGGUUUAUCUAGAAACAUAAUAUAUCAUUUAUACAAUUUACAUUUGUUAAGUUGUGAAGAAUUUUAACCAAUAUAAUGUAGAGGAAAA